AGCCCAUCGAUAUAUAAGAUAUGAAACAUUUGUAUCUUGCCCUGGAGGACUCAUAAUUUUGACUUCUUUUUGUUUUUUGUUUUUUUCAUUGUAUUCCCGCUUCAGUGCUUUUAUUUCCCUUCCACAAAUCUGUCUCUCGUGGAGAGCUUAAGUAAUUCUCUUUUAUUCUAAAUGACAAUGAAUCCUUGGAUAUUGCAAAGUGCUUUUGUGCUUCAGUGAGCACAACUGUAAAACUGAACUGCAUGUGGGAAGUGCUUGAGCAUACAGGCAGGCAGGGGUAUUCUUACCAUCUUACGCUGCUCAGACUUAUCAGAGCAGGAGGAUAGUUUAAACGGCACAUUUCUACUGGAGACUAAACACUGAGAAUACCCAUUAAGUUGAGUUUCCUUCGAUAAGGCUUUAUUUAUCUUCUAACCCUUCACUUUGUUCAUGGAAGAGGUUCUGGUUUUCCGUUUUUUUACAUGAAUUGGUUUACUGGCAUACGAUGGACUAAGGAAUGCUUUUACUUGGUGGGACUUAUUGUCAAUGUGACUGUUGCACCUUACGGCACCCACAAUGGAUUCUACUCCAUCUGACUCCUUGGAGCAUCAUUUUACUUCUUCAAAAUUAAAAAAGAAGGAAUCAAAUGACAAAAUGGUCCAACGUUUGCAAGGAAUAUUGAGAUGUUUGGUGAAGCAGCUUGAGAAAGGAGAUAUUAAUGUGUCUGACCUGAAGAAUAAUAUUGAAUAUGCAGCAUCAGUAUUGGAAGCAGUUUACAUUGACGAGACCAGGAAACUAUUGGAUACAGAAGAUGAGCUCUCUGAUAUCCACACAGACGCUGUUCCAAUGGAAGUACGGGACUGGUUAGCAUCCACUUUCACAAGAAAAAUGGGAAUGAGACGGAGGCGUCCCGAAGAGAAACCAAAGUUUCGAAGUAUUGUCCAUGCAGUCCAAGCUGGUAUAUUUGUGGAAAGGAUGUAUAGACGAUCCUCCAAUAUGGCCGGGCUCACCUACCCAUCUGCUGUUAUAGGAUGUUUAAAGGAGAUCGAUCAGUGGUCAUUUAACGUGUUUUCUUUGAAUGAAGCGAGUGGAGAACAUGCACUAAAAUUCAUGGUCUAUGAAUUGUUUACCAGAUACGACCUUAUAAACCGUUUUAAGAUCCCGGUUGCCUGUCUUGUAUCAUUUGUGGAAGCUCUGGAGGUUGGUUACAGCAAAUAUAAAAAUCCAUACCACAAUCUGAUUCAUGCAGCUGACGUUACCCAAACCGUGCACUACAUAAUGCUUCAUACGGGUAUCAUGCACUGGCUCACAGAACUGGAAAUUUUGGCAAUGAUCUUAGCUGCUGCUAUCCAUGACUAUGAGCACACAGGGACCACAAAUAACUUUCACAUACAAACAAGGUCUGAUGCUGCAAUACUGUACAAUGACCGUUCUGUUCUAGAAAAUCAUCAUGUAAGCGCUGCCUAUCGAAUAAUGCAAGAGGAUGACAUGAACAUUUUGGUAAAUUUGUCCAAAGAUGACUGGAGAGACUUGAGGACACUGGUGAUUGAGAUGGUUCUAUCUACAGAUAUGUCUGGUCACUUCCAGCAGAUAAAGACCAUGAGAAAUACGUUACAGCAGCCAGAAGGAAUAGACAAAUCGAAAGCCAUGUCCUUGAUUCUUCAUGCUGCUGAUAUCAGUCAUCCUGCAAAAAUAUGGGAUAUGCAUCAGCGCUGGACAGACUUACUAAUGGAGGAGUUUUUUAGACAGGGGGACAAAGAGGCGGAAUUAGGGCUUUCCUUCUCACCACUCUGCGACCGAAAGUCCACACUGGUAGCACAGUCCCAAAUAGGCUUUAUAGACUUCAUAGUGGAGCCAACGUUCACACUUCUUACUGAUUCAACAGAGAAAAUUGUUAUGCCUCUUAUAGAGGAAGCCACCAAAGCAGAUCAUUCUGUCUAUGAAAAAUCCAGCCUGAAUAAUUCUGAUUUUGGACGUGGUACUGAAAUACAGAAGAAGCCCAGUGUACGAACACCACAGACAGAUGGAAGCUCUACAAUGGAUUACUCUUUGGCAACUGUAGACUUACAACAUUUCAAGAAGAAUUUGGUUGAUAUUAUUCAGCAAAACAAAGAACGAUGGAAAGAACUGGCAGUACAAGAAAGAAAUUUGAAAUCAAUAAACAACAAUGAAGAAAGUAAAAGAGAACUCUGAAAUCGGAAUCUGUUGACCGUGGAAAUCCAUUAUGAUCAAUGGUAACCAGUGGCGGCUUCCAAGAUGGCAGAGAAGAAGGGAGAAUGGCAUGGCUUCAAUAACACUGGAGAAAUUAAGGCUUUAAUAUAUUUACCUUCAGAUUUCAAUACCCACAAUUAGAAAACUAGAAAAUAAAUCCAGACACGGUCCAUGCAGUGGAAUGACGGGAUUUUCAUAGUAGAUGAUAAUUUAUAAAUAUAUCACAUAUACACAAGACCAUGUAAAUAUCAGGAGCGUGUAAAUAGUUUGACCUAUGCACUCAUUUCCUUUAUAAUUUUUCCCAAAAAAAUUUGACACUAGGAAAAUCAGUUUUUCUUGGUUGUUCCCCUGUGGACAUUAUCUUUUCACUUUUUCAGACUGUUAAUAAAACUUUCAUUUGAA
Hyla sarda is the source of this 2592-nucleotide messenger RNA. RefSeq names its product phosphodiesterase 1A (gene PDE1A). NCBI's taxonomy places the organism in Eukaryota, Metazoa, Chordata, Amphibia, Anura, Hylidae. Gene Ontology annotation, molecular function: 3',5'-cyclic-nucleotide phosphodiesterase activity. Bases 556 to 2172 code for a protein of 538 amino acids. Gene Ontology annotation, biological process: signal transduction. The record is from RefSeq and is a predicted model, not a curated record. The transcript has 14 exons.